Molecule: messenger RNA, 422 nt
Organism: Labeo rohita (rohu)
Lineage: Eukaryota; Metazoa; Chordata; Actinopteri; Cypriniformes; Cyprinidae
Product: vitellogenin-A2-like
Exons: 2
Coding region: 16-261 (81 amino acids)
Biological process (GO): lipid transport
Molecular function (GO): lipid carrier activity
Source: RefSeq, a predicted model, not a curated record
GCUAAGCACAUCCCUAUGGCGGCUCUCAAAGCAGGUUUCAGGUUUGAAAGAGCAACGAACAGUGAGAAAGAGAUUGAACUGACUGCGGCCUUACCAACUCAGAGAUCCUUGAAUGUCAUUGCUAGGAUUCCAGAGAUGACGCUGUCAAGAAUGGCUAUUCCUCUUCCAUACGCUGUUCCCAUCAAUCCAGACGGAACCCUUUCCAUUCAUAUCGAUGAGGACAUUCUCGCCUGGAUCCAUAGACACAUCAAGGAAGAAUAAGACAUGAAAAACUACAUUUUACAUUUUCAGAAGAAAAUGUGAACUGUGUUCAUGGAGAUCUGAUUUUUCUUUGACAGUUUAAUUGAACACAUUACCACGAAUGUCAUGUACAGAAUGUAAUGCAAUGUAGUCUAAUACUAAUAAAUACCCUGCAAGUGAAA